GUGGCCAACAUUUGACUCCGCUUUUUAAUUUAUUGGCUGCCCUUAGAAACGUUAAUGUCAGCCGUUAACUUCAUUAAAAAAACAUAAAAUCAAAGGGUAUUUUGGUCUAUUCCUCUCCACACCCUCCUUCCUUUUCUUUUUUUUCCGUUCAAUCAUGUUGGGCCGCUGUCACAUGCUCCGAUCAUGUCACUAUGCCGCUGCCAGACACUCCGACCAUGUCCCUACUUCAUUAGUCAGCCUCACGAAACCUCUCUUUCUUCCCUCUCGUCUAAUCACGGCCACGACCACCAGCCACGGCUACAACCACCAGACAUCCAAUUCGACCUCCCCUGCCCCCUUCUUCAACUCCAAUUCAUAUACACAAACAAUGUUGGAACAACCCAACAUUUUUUCCAACCACUGCCUUCCUACAUCCCCUUUUUACCUUCAACCAUCGUGUAUCUCAUAGGUGAGAUGAAAAUUGUAUAUACACACACAUAUGGGGCCAAGCUACCUAGCUGUUUCCGUGGGAGGCACUAAGUUACUGAUAUAUUCAAUCUGAUGCGUGUUGAGUCUGGGCCUCUAAUCGAUUAAAUUACCACUGUAUAAUACAUGAUUGUCAAUCAAUUCAUAUACAGAGAUUUAGAUGUAUUCACUUUUGUAUUGAAAAUGGUAUGCUAUUGUCAUGAGUUCAUCCCAAUUAUAAUUUCAUAAAUACACAAUUACCCUUUGCUCCGUUACUUCUGUUAGGGCAGAUUUAACGGCAGCCAACAAAUUGAAAAACGGAGUUAAAUGUUGGCCAAAUUUUUGCCAUUUUUAAAAUUCAGCCAUAUUUUUGCAAAUCGGUGUAAAAUUUAGCCACGUCUUUGUGAUUUACUCUAAUAUAAAUUGAACCUAAUUUACUAGGAUUUCACACAACUCGAAUGGAAAAUAUGUUAAUACAAGGAAGGUGAAAUGCUAAUAGAAAAUAUAUUUCCACGAAGAAUCUCCUGCUUUCAGAAUGAAUUUUUUUUUCUAUAGGGCCGGUAAUUUCUCUAGUACGUAACGUUGAGUGUGUCAAAAAAUUGGAGAGUAUUCGAAUAUAACUGGACAAUGAAAAUGAUAAUGCAGUAUAAUUAUGCAAAAAUACCCGGAAAAUCAAAUAAAAUUUUAUAAAUCUAAACAGUGUUUUGGAACCAGACGCGUGCUUUUAACUAAAGUACGCAAUUUUUCCCAGCAUAAGGUUACAUAAUGAGUUAUUUUUGUGUAAUUUUUUGCUCUAGUAGAAACGAAAUCUAGCGGAAGAUUGAAUUAGCUGACACGUGUGUUGCAACCAGAAAUUAACUCCAAAUCUAGAGGAAGACCAGAUUAGUGUGGGGAGGAACGGACUUGUUACUCCAAGCUUUUAUAUAAUUUUGGUUCAUAUAUAUUUUUUAUCUUUCGGACAGUUCGAACUGUUUUUAUAGAAUUCAGUUAUGAAGAUGCAGAGCGGGUUAGUGAGAUUAAUUCGAACACAGAGCUCAUUUUGUUUCGUCUCGGAGAUUCAAAAGGCUGCAGGGAUCAGAUUUAACUCAGAUAAAACUACAACCAAAAAAGGGGAUGUGAUGUCGGAUACGUUUGGAGAGGGAUACUCAUCGAGGUCAGACGAAGAAGGUUUUGGAGGUACGAAUCAGACCGUUCCUGGUAGUCGCAGACAGGAUAGUAAUCAGAACUCUACAGGAUACGACAAGAGUCAAGGGAGCGAGGUGAAGGAGAAAGAGCAAUCGCGACAUCAGACUAAUCCCCAGAAAUGAAGCAGUGCCUGCUACCAAAGAUAACAAGUGAUACGCAAGAUGAGAUUUCUUCCUUUUGUUCCUGUAGCUAAUUUCGGUAAUAAGGUGUCCUUAGUAUCAUCAUUCUAAUUCUUUUGUUCUUUAGGCUUGCCUUGUCUUUAUAUUUUCCUAAAUUUGAACUAGUUUAAGUCUCUUAUUGUUUUUCAAGUUUUUGUGAGAGGAACUAACUGAGCUUUAAUCUCUCUAAUACAAACUGUGAGAAUUGGCUUAC
Messenger RNA from Daucus carota subsp. sativus, 2001 nucleotides. RefSeq lists its product as uncharacterized. Lineage: Eukaryota; Viridiplantae; Streptophyta; Magnoliopsida; Apiales; Apiaceae. The transcript is spliced from 3 exons. The record is from RefSeq and is a predicted model, not a curated record. Bases 1434 to 1751 code for a protein of 105 amino acids.